This is a messenger RNA of Owenia fusiformis, 1440 nucleotides long. NCBI's taxonomy places the organism in Eukaryota, Metazoa, Annelida, Polychaeta, Sabellida, Oweniidae. The record is from the annotation of a GenBank genome assembly.
UUUGUUUUUUGCUGGAAAACGUCAUAAGGUUUGUAAUAGAAAUGUCUCUAUUUGUCACUGUAUGUUGGCUUUUUCUCGGCCUGGGGCUUCUAUCCCACACAGUAAAUGGUAUAGACUUUAAGGGACUGCUGAAGAUUUUAGGCAGUGUAACCCCUGAUGAGAUUUUAUCUAAAGAGGCCAAGGCAAUCCAAGGAAGAAGUGGAUUUGAACAAAAUACAGAUUUGUGCUUCAUAGUGCAGAUUUCAUGUCCAAGUAAUAAACGAGUACUGAACAAGAUUAUUGAAGACAUAAAUAGAAUUAUAUCUAACGUUGGGAAUCAAAGCUGCUAUACAAUUAUAAUAUAUAGCAAAACUGCCAAGAAAUUCAUUGACUGGACAGAUGCCAAAAAACAACUUAUAAAGAAAUUUAAACCUCCAAGAAAAUGUGAUGAUUGUCAAGCCCAACUCCCAACUGCCCUUGAUUUGUGCAAGAAACAGUUGAAAGAGAAGAAUGAAAAUAGCCGAGAUAUUGUGCCAGAUGUGAUUGUCACCUAUACAGAUGGUCUGAGCUUCAUUUCAAAGUUUGACAAAACCUAUCAAAUUACUACUGUAAUACCAAAAUUACUAGAAGUUAAACAAUGUCCAAACACAGCUGGACGUGCAUUCAAAGUAGGAGACUAUUCCUAUGCUUCUGACGAAUGGACUCUAUUGGAGUUUGACAACACAAACAUUUUAAACUACAUCCACAUUAAAAAUCUUAAUAUCAAUCCACAUGCAGUAGAAAUACCAGCAGUUGAAGGAAUAACUAAGGAGGGUGAUCCUAUAAUAUGUCCACAUUGUUGUAAUGCUGAUGUUGUGAUAAUAAUUGAUCGAUCAGAGAGCAUUCUUCUGCCAGACAUAGAAAACGUUCUAAAAUUCUUUGAAGAUUUUAUUAUGGCUCUAAAAUACAAGAUAUUGCCCCUUGCACCACCCGGCCCCGGACUCAGAUUUGCCAUCCUCACAUACAACUGCCCUGUAUAUAUUCACUGCCACCUUGGGGCAAAUAAUCACACUGGUCUGAUAAAGUGUGUGAAGGGUAUCCCCCAUGCAACAGGUAAAUAUACUAACACAGCAGAUGCAUUGAAAGAGGCACAUAAACAAUUUUCCCUAUAUGGUAGGAAUAGCGUUGAAGUACGUGAAAUAGUUAUCAUAGCAACUGAUGGAAGAACGUGGGAAUGUAAUGCAAGAACUGUUUCUGAUCCUCCUACUGCAACUAUAGCUGCAGCGAAGGACCUUAAAGAUGCCGGAAAGGAAAUCUAUGUUUAUGGGCUUCCAAACCACAAGGGUCUUGUUGAUGGGUGUAAACGAGAAUGGAUCCAUGUUGCUAGUGAUCCUAAAGCUUGUCACAUCAUUGACUUCACCGAGGGAACAUUUUCAGAGGAAGACUUAUUAUUAGGAGGAACACACCUUGUAAAGGAAAUUU